CUGCUCCUCAGCUUUCUUCCUCCAUCCACUUUCCAGCUGCCCUGAGCCAGGAUGCCUCAGACCCUCAAGCUGGCCAGCAGGGCUUCCCUGCUCACCAGGGGCUUCCCAGAGAUCUGGGCUGAGCUCGGCUUCAAGGCACCAGCCAGAGUGAUCAAGACCCACAAGACCCUGGAGGACAUGCCAGGACCCAGUGCACUGGGCUUCUUCACGGAUCUCUUCUGCAAAAGAGGGCUGGCCAGGCUGCACGAGCUACAGAUCGAAGGAAAAGCCAAAUACGGGCCGGUGUGGAAAGCCAGCUUCGGGCCGAUCCUGACCGUCCACGUCGCGGAGCCCAGCCUGAUCGAGCAGGUGCUGAGGCAAGAGGGCAAGCACCCCAUCCGCUCCGACCUGUCCUCCUGGAAGGACUACCGGGUGUGCCGGGGCCACGCGUACGGGCUGCUCACGGCAGAAGGCGAGGAGUGGCAGAAGAUUCGCAGCAUCCUGGGCAAACACAUGCUGAAGCCCAAGGAGGUGGAGUCGUACACGGGGACCCUGAACGGCGUGGUCAGCGACCUCAUCCGCCGGCUGCAGCACCAGCGGAGCCGCCACCAGCAGCACGUGGUCAAGGACGUGGCGGGCGAGUUCUACAAAUUCGGCCUGGAAGGCAUCUCCUCCGUGCUCUUCGAAUCCCGCAUCGGCUGCCUGGAGCCCGAGGUGCCCAAGGAGACGGAGACCUUCAUCCGCUCCAUCAACCGCAUGUUCGUCAUGACCCUCCUCACCAUGGCCAUGCCCAAGUUCCUCCACCGCGUCUUCCCCAAGCCCUGGAAGAUCUUCUGCGAGUCUUGGGACUACAUGUUCGCUUUUGCCAAGGGCCACAUCGACAAGCGAAUGACCGAGGUGGCAGAGAAAGUCUCGCGGGGGGAGACGGUGGAAGGCAAAUACCUCACUUACUACCUCGCCCAGGAGAAGCUCUCCAUGAAAUCCAUCUACGGCAACGUGACCGAGCUGCUGCUGGCCGGGGUGGACACGAUCUCCAGCACCCUGUCCUGGAGCCUGUAUGAGCUGUCCCGUCACCCCCGGGUCCAGGCGGCGCUGCACGAGGAGAUCACCGGGGUGAUGAAAGGCGGCGCCGUCCCGUCGGCCGCAGACGUGGCCCAGAUGCCCCUGCUGAAGGCGGUGGUGAAGGAAGCGUUGAGGUUGUACCCGGUGAUCCCCAGCAAUGCCCGUGUCAUCUCAGACCGAGACAUCCAAGUGGGAGAAUAUCUCAUCCCCAGGAAGACCCUGAUCACGCUGUGCCACUACGCCACCUCCCGGGACGCCCGCUUCUUCCCCGAGCCCGACUCCUUCAAGCCGGAGCGCUGGCUGCAGAAGGACGCCUCGCACCACCCCUACGCCUCCAUCCCCUUCGGCGUCGGCAAGCGCAGCUGCAUCGGGAGGCGCAUCGCGGAGCUGGAGGUGCACCUGGCACUGGCCCGGAUCCUGAUGCACUUUGAGGUGAAGCCGGAGCCGGAGCAGGGCCCGGUCAGGCCCAUGACCCGCACCCUCCUGGUGCCCGAGAAGGACAUCAACCUGCAGUUUGUGAGCCGCUAACGCGGGCGGAGACAGAACCUCUGGCGCUGGGGCGUCCGAGCUCCCCGUGGGGUGACGGGCCCCGGCCGAGCGGGUUGGCUCCAGAUCAGAGUCAAGGAAAGGAGGGGCUGGUGCCUCGGAGCACAUGCGCUCAUCCUUGCUCGGCAGGAUGGGAAGGGCUGUGUGCGUGGCAAAAGAGCCGUAUAACAAAUCUGGGGGGCUGGCGUGGCUUCGUGCCCACCCCCCGCCCGGGCUGUCCUCCCUCCUGAACCUGGAGUUCCCGUGAACUCAGAGCAAGGCGGAGCCGGAGUGGCAUUCCCAGAACCAGCGCCUCCUCCAGGCAGCAUUCUGCAAUGCAAUUAGUGUGUGCACUUGGCUCUGCCAUUGCCGGGGCAGCAGCCCUGCAGAGCGCUGAGCGGAAACUCCCAGCUCCCUGCCUCCUCUGGUUCGAAUCCCCAGGGCAGCCACAGAACCCCGUCACGGCCCGCUCUGGCACAGUCUGGGCAUGUCACGGGAAGGAGCAAAUCUGGAUCCAGUUGGCCUUUGGGGGAUGGUUCUGAUGCUGAUCAGUGACUCGGGUCUGCCUCCCCCCCGGAUGUAAAUGAGCCUGGCUUUGCUGAUCGACACCUGCAGAGGAUCAAUUCUUGGGGUCCUGCAAAGAGUUGAAAGGAAUGUGCAUAGACGUGCUAAGGUUUGUGAUUGUUAAUAAUCACUUUAAGCACUCCCCUUGGAAGGACUGUGUCCCUAUUUAUAUUUAUUGCCUGUAACUUAUUCAUGGUUCUUGGGACCCAGCAACGUCUGAAGCUGAGUGUGGGUUUUUUUCCCAAGCCAGCCGCGAGGCUCUUUGUAUUUAAGGCAGCUGCAGCGUGAAUGUGUCUUGCCUGCCGUCGCGGAACUGUUCGGCUGCAGCUGUUGCUGGUGCUUUGAUAUUUAAGUGGUAUUUAUUAUUCCCUGGUGAAUAAAUAUGACUCUUUUUUUAAAAAAA
Molecule: messenger RNA, 2533 nt
Organism: Chrysemys picta bellii (western painted turtle)
Lineage: Eukaryota; Metazoa; Chordata; Testudines; Emydidae
Product: 25-hydroxyvitamin D-1 alpha hydroxylase, mitochondrial
Biological process (GO): glucocorticoid biosynthetic process; cortisol metabolic process; C21-steroid hormone biosynthetic process
Cellular component (GO): mitochondrial inner membrane
Molecular function (GO): oxidoreductase activity, acting on paired donors, with incorporation or reduction of molecular oxygen; heme binding; iron ion binding
Source: RefSeq, a predicted model, not a curated record